AUGUCCUCCGGACGUCAGGCCAUCGUCAUCGCCAUAUCCGGCUGCUCCUCCAGCGGCAAGACGACCCUCGCCCGCCUGCUGCGAGACAUCUUCCCCAACACCUUCAUCCUCCACCAAGACGACUUUUACAAAGCAGAAACAGAACUUCCAUCCAAGAAUGGCAUGAUUGACUGGGACUGCGCCGAGGCAAUCGAUGUGCCCGGCAUGGCGGGUGCUCUCUCCUACAUUCGCCAGCAUGCCACCUUUCCCCCCGCCCUCGAUUCCAAGGAGGACCAAAACUCGGUCGGGAAAUGCCCCGUCCCGGCCGCCACCAUCGUCGCCCUCAAGUCCAAGGUCUCGGCUUCGCUGCCUCCAACGCAUCCGCUUCAUACCCCCUCCCUACGCCUCUGCCUCCUCGAUGGUUUCCUCCUCUACGGUCCUUCCAUGUCCGUCUUGCAGCCUAGUCUUGACCUCAAGAUCUUCCUCCGUGCAUCCUACGCAAGGGCCAAGGCUCGUCGUGAGGCCCGGGACGGGUACGUCACCCUCGAGGGCUUCUGGACCGACCCCCCGGGCUACGUCGACAAAAUCGUAUGGCCAAACUACGUGGAGGAGCAUGCGUGGAUGUUCGAGGGUGGCGAUGUGGAGAGAGCCUUUAAAGUGGACGUUUUGGACAGGGAGCGCAUCAAGGUGUUCCCCGAUGCGCCCGUCGAUGCCGCCAUGGACCAGAUGCUGAGCUGGAUGGUCGAUGUGAUCCUUGAAGAGGUGCAAAAGCAUGCAUAG
This is a messenger RNA of Drechmeria coniospora, 759 nucleotides long. RefSeq lists its product as uncharacterized. Lineage: Eukaryota; Fungi; Ascomycota; Sordariomycetes; Hypocreales; Ophiocordycipitaceae. The coding region runs from base 1 to 759 and encodes 252 amino acids. The transcript has 3 exons. The record is from RefSeq and is a predicted model, not a curated record. Gene Ontology annotation, cellular component: cytoplasm.